GUCACUUCAGCUCUGUUGUCCCAACGCCGCGCCGCGCACCGACCUACAUCACCAUCACCUUCGCAAAUAUUACCUUUGUGUGAUUACCUACGUUAAAAUUGUGGAUUGUAAAUAGAUGUGAGCAUUACAGGUUACAGUAUCAAGAAAAUAGAACAACAAGUGGCGAGCGUCGUGUCGGGCGGCGGCCCGCGCUCAUAUCAGUGAUAAGAUAAGCCGCGCGAGCGUGCUAUCGUCAGUACCGAGCGGGCCCGCGCAGCACCGACCGGAGCCAUGUGCCGGCGCGUCGCGCCCGUGCUGCUGGCGCACGUCAAUCUCCUGCUUACCCUAUACGGCGGCGCGGCGCUGGCGACGGCGGCGCGACUCAAGUGGGACCCCAGCACGUACCUGGCGCUGCGCGAGCUGUUCCCGGCGGAGUACCGCGCGGCCUGCGCCGUGCUGACGGCGGGCGGCGCGGCGCUGCUGGCGCUGCCGCACGUGGCGGCGGCGGCGGCCCACAUCGCGCGCGCGCGCCGCGCUCUGCUGCUCUAUGUGUACGCGGCGCUAAUGACGAUGCUGGUGCUGGGCGAGGUGGCCUUCUGUGCGUGGCUGGCGCUGCAGGUGCUGGCCUGGCAGCAGUCGGAGGCGGCGCGGCAGCUGGCCGAGGCGCUGGAGCUCAGCGACCACCUGCGGCCUCUGCUCGACUACAUGGCGCGCUGGCACCCGCUGCCGCACCGCGUCGACCAGCUCAUACAGGAGGCGAGCGAGGACGCGCCGCGCAACGCGUACGUGGCGCUAGUGCUGGGAGUGCUGCUGCCGGUGCUGCAGGUGCUGGGCGCCGCGGCCGCGCUGCUGGCGGCGCGCGCGCCCCGCUCCCCCCGCGCCUCCGCGUCCGACGCCGAGCUGUCGCUGCAGCCGCGCCCGCCGUCCUACAACAGUGCGUCCGGCUACGGCUACCAGAAGAUGCCGCGCACCGCCUAUCGCAACGGCCGCAUCGUCGUGCUGGGCUAACUGCGCGCCCCCGCGCCCCCGCGCCCCGGACCGCGGCGCCGCGGCGCGCCCCCUGGCUACGCGGCCGCGCCCUCGUCUCGCAGUGCCACAUUUACACUGUGGAGUGACCCUGAACUCGAACUUAUGUGUCUGACUUAGUGUUAUGUUGGUACUAUAAUGUAAUUUAAGUAUAAUCUAAUAUUAAAAUCUAAAAUAAUAAUCUUUAAUAAAUUCCAUUGAAUUAUACUUUGUAAACGUGUUAUAUUAGUAAAAUGUGUCACUUGUAAGUUUGUCUGCAAUUAUGUAUGAAAUAAUAUUUCUGGUCUUCUGGAUUACCUCUUCGACUUCGAGUUGCAAACGAAGGGUAAGUAAAGUUGAAGCCUGGCGCCAUCUACCGGACCAAUAUCAGACCAGUAGUAGCCAAAUUUUAUUAUGUGUAUACUUUACGACAAAUAUACGACUGCCUCGUUAACCGAGUGGUCGCAAGUUCGAUUACUGAGCAAAGGGUAUCUGAUUAGAUUCCUGGGUCGUGUAAAGUAUUAUUAUUGGCAUGUUUCCGGUUUUUGAAAAUGUCUUAGUAGGAGAGCACGUGUCUGAAUUGUUGUUGUCCGGUAAUGACAAUAAGCGCACCCGGAGCCCGGAGGCGAUCAUCAAAUGCCUCCCCCGGUGGGGGGACAGGGCCACACUUAUUGUCUCUAGUUGUGUUUCAAACCGGAGCCCCGGAAUUAUGCAUUUGUAACGACAUAUACUGUUGUAUACUGAACAUAUUUAUGUUAUGACACACGCUGUAUGUAAUACGUAACAUAACAUCACGCCUUUUAUCCCCGAAGGGGU
Molecule: messenger RNA, 1800 nt
Organism: Spodoptera litura
Lineage: Eukaryota; Metazoa; Arthropoda; Insecta; Lepidoptera; Noctuidae
Source: RefSeq, a predicted model, not a curated record